GGUCGAAGCCACGGCGACACGGGUGCGAUAGGUAAAUCCUCACCUGAGCACAUAAACAUCCGGGGAGGUUAUCAUGCGGUUGCGCCCCUCUCUGUCCUCCCCCUCAGCCAUGGCCUUUUAACUCUCUUCCAUUGCUUGACCAUUCCUUGCUCCGCCCAAAACACAACUAUGGAGAGCUUGCUGCAGAAACUCCAAGUCCCGCAUCCCCUGAACGAGGCCCCUCCAACCGCCCUGAUCAGCCAUGAUGUGAAGCCCAUCGAGAAGGCCCGGCGAGUCUGGGCAUGGCCAGCGUUCAUCGCUCUGUGGAGCACCGUCGCAUUCAACAUGUCCAACUUCCAAAUGGGCUCCAGCAUGCUGGCCAUCGGCCUUACCUGGUGGCAGACCUUCAUCGCCACUCUGAUCGGGCACGUCCUCGCCUCCGCCUUGGUCGUCGUGGCCAGCUUCCCAGGGCUCUACUACUACAUCUCGUUUCCCGUGGCGAGCCGCAUCGGAUGGGGGUACACGGGCUCCGUCUUCGUGGUCCUCAACCGCAUCCUCCUGUCCAUCGUCUGGUUCGGCGUCCAGGCCUGGCAGGGCGGCAUGAUGACCUACGUCUGCCUGCGCGCCAUCUGGCCCAGCAUCGACAACAUCCCCAACACGAUCCCCACCCGCACGGGCAUGACGCUGCCGCAGUUCGUGGGCUUCAUCGUCUUCUUCGUCAUCGAAUUCCCCUUCCUCUUCCUGUCCCCGCGGAAGCUGCGCUACCUCGUCUACGCCGGCUCGGUUUCCGGGGUGGUCGUGCAGCUGGUGCUCGUCAUCUGGGCGUGCGCGACCAUGGGCGCGGCCGGGUUCGGCUCGGUGAUCUCGACGGGGUCAUCGGCCCUCCCGAGCUCGCAGCUGGGCUGGAUGUUCGUCUACUCGGUCAUGUUGACCGUGUCGAGCGUGACCAGCGGCACGGUGAGCGUGUGCGACUACGCGCGCUUCGCCCGCCGGCCCUCGUCGGGCACGUACUCGCAGUUCGCCGGCUUCCUGCCCGGCUGGCUGUCCAACGUGUUCGGCGUGCUCACCAUCGCCGCCACGCAGAACCGCUACGGCUCCCAGCUCUGGAGCGUCGCCUCGCUGCUGAUCGCCAUGCAGGACGCCGACGGCGGAUCCGGUACGCGCGCCGCCGUCUUCUUCGCCGGCCUCGGCUUCGGCAUCUCGCAGAUCUCGCUCAACGUCGUCGGCAACUCCUUCUCCGGCGGAACCGACAUGUCGGCCCUGCUACCAAAGUACAUCAAUAUCCGCCGCGGGCAGAUCAUCACCUGCCUGCUCGGCCUCGUCAUUAACCCCUGGUACCUGCUCAGCGGCGCCGUCAUCUUCGUCUCCGCCAUGUCGGCCUACACCAUCUUCCUGCAGCCCUUCCUCGGCAUUCUCGUGGCUCACUACUUCGUCGUCCAGAAGUGCCGCAUCAAGGUGUCGGACCUGUACACGACGGGCAAGGAGUCCAUCUACUGGUACUCGUUCGGGCUGAACUGGAGAGCUGUCGUGGCGUGGAGUGUCGCCGUGGCACCUCACCUCCCCGGAUUUCUCAAUAUCGUGAACCCCGAAAUCCACGUCUCCGUCGGAGCAUCCAGGGUGUACUACCUCACGUCAUUCACCAGCUUCCUGAUCUCAUUCGCUCUCACUAUCAUCCUCCACUUGGCCUUCCCUGUGCAGGUGCAGACGGACUACGUCAACAGCAGGUCGCGAGACCAGGCCAGGGACGAGUGCGAGGAAUACAUUGAUGAGAUGGAUCUCGGGUUUGGCACGCCUCAGGACUUGGACUUUGAGAAGGCGGAAGGAGGAGCGGAAACGGUUGAAGAGAAACAGUUGUAG
Phialemonium atrogriseum is the source of this 1836-nucleotide messenger RNA. RefSeq names its product uracil permease. The record is from RefSeq and is a predicted model, not a curated record. Gene Ontology annotation, biological process: transmembrane transport; nucleobase transport. Gene Ontology annotation, cellular component: plasma membrane. NCBI's taxonomy places the organism in Eukaryota, Fungi, Ascomycota, Sordariomycetes, Cephalothecales, Cephalothecaceae. The transcript is spliced from 5 exons. Gene Ontology annotation, molecular function: nucleobase transmembrane transporter activity. The coding region runs from base 169 to 1836 and encodes 555 amino acids.